GGUGACUCUCCACUACCUUCUCAGGAGCAACAAGGGCAGAACAAAUAAUGCUGGCCUCACCUGCACUUGUUCAUAUCACAAUAAAACAAAUUGAUUCCUACCCGAAACGUCGCCCAACCUUUUUCUCCAGAGAUGCUGCCUGACCUGCUGAGUUACUCCAGCACUUUGUGUCUAUCUUCGGUAUAAACCAGCAUCUGCAGUUUCUUACUACACAAAUUAAAUAUCCUUAUGGUUUGCUCCAAUGGCAUCUGCCAACAAUGAACUUUGGUCCUGAUUUAUUCUAAUUUUUGUAUUUGGUUGGUCAAGAUGCUAAAGAUUUGAGUAUAGGAGCAGGGAGGUUCUACUGCAGUUGUACAGGGUCUUGGUGAGACCACACCUGGAGUAUUGCGUACAGUUUUGGUCUCCAAAUCUGAGGAAGGACAUUAUUGCCAUAGAGGGAGUGCAGAGACGGUUCACCAGACUGAUUCCUGGGAUGUCAGGACUGUCUUAUGACGAAAGACUGGAUAGACUUGGUUUAUACUCUCUAGAAUUUAGGAGAUUGAGAGGGGAUCUUAUAGAAACUUACAAAAUUCUUAAGGGGUUGGACAGGCUAGAUGCAGGAAGAUUGUUCCCGAUGUUAGGGAAGUCCAGGACAAGGGGUCACAGUUUAAGGAUAAGGGGGAAAUCCUUUAAAACCGAGAUGAGAAGAACUUUUUUCACACACAGAGAGUGGUGAAUCUCUGGAACUCUCUGCCACAGAGGGUAGUUGAGGCCAGUUCAUUGGCUAUAUUUAAGAGGGAGUUAGAUGUGGCCCUUGUGGCUAAGGGGAUCAGGGGGUAUGGAGAGAAGGCAGGUAUGGGAUACUGAGUUGGAUGAUCAGCCAUGAUCAUAUUGAAUGGCGGUGCAGGCUCGAAGGGCCGAAUGGCCUACUCCUGCACCUAAUUUCUAUGUUUCUAUGUUUCUAUUAUUUUAUGAUACCUGUAUCUUCCAUUUUCCAUCCUCCUGACAACAUUAAUAAGCAUGUUCUCCCUUAUAUCAAAUGCUGACAGACGCAAUUUGGAAAACUAGACCUUCGGUAUCUCAAUUGAUGGCCACUUCUGGAAAAAUGAUCGUUUUGAAGAGAUAAGUUGAAUAAUUUCUGCUGCAAUGUGAACGGUUACAGCAUGAAUGAUAGAUCAGAGAACACAAUUUGUAUUAUGCAAUCCACUUUGGCUAUAUCAUAAUCACAAGAACCUGUUUGAUUCUAUGCUCCGAAUGUAGUGAAGGCAACCACACUAAUUGCGUUUUAUGAAGAAAUUUAAAAAAAAUCAUAAACAUUUUAUAUAACUCUGCAGACCAAAAUCAAUCUUUCUAUAAUCAAUCUAACAUUGAUUUAAAUUGUUUAUUGGCAAUAUAAACAGUUAGAGUGGUAAAGAAGGUGUAUGUUAUGCUAGGCUUCAUUGGUUGAGGCAUUAAAUAUAAGAGUCUGGAAGUCAUGAUGUAGCUCUAUGUCUUUAGUUAGGCCUCAUUUGGAGUAUUGUGUACAGUUCAGGUCACCCCAUUACAGGAAGGAUAUGGAGGCUUUGGAGACAGUGCAGAAGCGAUUUACCAGAAUGCUGACUGAAUUAGGGGGAGCAUUCUGAAGAAGAAAUUGGACAAACCUGGAUUGUUUUCACUAGAAAGUCAGAGGUUGAGAGGAUAGAAGUAUAUAAAAUUAUGAGGCAUUGAUAAGGUAGAUGGUCAGAGCAUUUUUUUCUCAUGGUAAAUGUCAAAUACCAGAAGGCAUAACAUUAAGGUGAAAGGGGUAAAGUUUAAAGGAGAUGUGCUGGGCGUUUUUUUACACAGAGACCUGGGUGUCUGGUACCAGCUGUGAAUAUGGGUCAUUUGCAGGCAGAUGAGAUUAGUUUAUUUUGGCAUUAUGUUGGGCACAGACAUUUUAGGUCUAACGGUCUUUUCCUAUGCUACACUGUUCUAUGUUUAUAUACUUUCUAUAUUUAACGAUUAAUGCAAGGUUGAAAUUGUAAGUGUAAGACGUUGAUUGGAAAUUCCCGUGACUUGGAAGAUUACAUGUCACCUGCCUACAUACCACAACAUCAACUUUCACAUCUAUGUGGUCGUGAGGUGCUGUAAAAUAUUCAAUAAUUUGAAAAGGGAAGGUACUUACACUCUUGAAUACGACGUGACUGUGCGAAGCUUGUUUACACUGAGAACAUGGAGAACGUGUCCAGGAUAGGAUGUGCCGUCUGGUUAACUACUGUGGUAAUUUUCCUGACUCUACAAGGGUGUGUCGGCACGGAAAUAAUUGGGGGCCGUAAAGUUAAACCUCACUCCAGACCAUACAUGGUGUCCAUCCAGGCUAAUAAACACCACGUUUGUGGUGGAGCUUUGAUCGCGCGUAGAUGGGUUCUAACUGCAGCGCACUGUGAACAAUAUAGUCGAAUAACACUAUCCAAAGUGGUUCUUGGAGCACAUUCACUUUCUAGGAAACAAGAAAGGAAAACGACAAUUGCAGUGAUAAAGAUGGUUCCUUACCCGGACUUUAACUCAAAAACUCCAGAAAACGACAUCAUGCUGGUUCAGUUGGCCCGUGACGCUGUUCUGAACAAGUACGUGUCCACUUUGAAACUUCCCAAAUCAACAAAAGAUGUCAAAGCUGGAACCAAGUGCAGUGUUGCCGGAUGGGGAACAACAAAUUCUUUAGUCCUGAAAGCAUCUGAUAUCCUGAGGGAAGUAAAUUUAACCAUCAUUGAUCGGAAAGUCUGCAAUAGUAAAAAAUACUAUGACUUCAGCCCUUACAUAACAAAGGACAUGUUAUGCGUUGGUGAUGCUGAAGCAAGAAAGGAUUCAUGUGCGGGAGAUUCUGGUGGUCCAUUAAUAUGUAUAAAGCAGGGGAAAAAGAAAGAGUACACUGGCAUUGUUUCAGCUGGAGCAGACUGUGGAGUUCCCACUGAACCUGGUAUCUACACCCGCUUAUCUGAGAAAUACCUUAGGUGGAUAAAGGCGAUUAUAAGGAUCAAAAACCAUAAUACAACAAAGGAGCAGAACUAGUUGUUUCCUCUGCAUGUGAUUUGAAAUGUCUUUCUCUUUAAUUCUGUUACGGUUUCCUUUAAAUAGCUUCAUAAACAUUUUGCAUUUUUCCAUGUUGUCUAACAGAAACAUUUCCAUAUCAUUAUAAAAUUAUGAAUCGUGAAGUUGCUAAGAACAUGUAUUGGCUGGAUAGUCUUUGAAAUAAUGAAAUGUAGUCCCCUGGCAGAGUUGAUUAUUUUUCAUAUGAGAUGCUUAUUAGUGAAAAUCUUUCCUGCUCCUUGUACAUUAUUUAACUGUAAUAAAACUUUAUUGAAAUUGCCAACUAAGUCAAUUGAAAUUUGCAGUGCUAUGGAGAGAAGAUAGGGUGUGUGAAUAAUUACUUGAAAACAAGCCCUUUGGCCCAACUCGUUCAGGCUCACCAAGUUGCCUAACCAAACUUUUCCCACUUGCCAAUGCCUCUCCAAACCUUUCUAACCAUGUACCAAGUGACUUUAUAAGGU
Messenger RNA from Leucoraja erinaceus (little skate), 3485 nucleotides. Its product is annotated as granzyme K-like. Bases 2170 to 3006 code for a protein of 278 amino acids. The transcript is spliced from 5 exons. Gene Ontology annotation, molecular function: serine-type endopeptidase activity. Lineage: Eukaryota; Metazoa; Chordata; Chondrichthyes; Rajiformes; Rajidae. Gene Ontology annotation, biological process: proteolysis. The record is from RefSeq and is a predicted model, not a curated record.